Molecule: messenger RNA, 1534 nt
Organism: Bipolaris sorokiniana ND90Pr
Lineage: Eukaryota; Fungi; Ascomycota; Dothideomycetes; Pleosporales; Pleosporaceae
Exons: 5
Coding region: 275-1348 (357 amino acids)
Molecular function (GO): zinc ion binding; oxidoreductase activity
Source: RefSeq, a predicted model, not a curated record
CCCGUGAUCUCUACUGAAGGGAUCACGUGAUCUUCGACCACGUGAUAUACCUUCUGUACGGACACGUGAUCAGAAGCGAGUAGGUAUAAGAGAAGUCUGUACUUAGUUAUCUUCUCUUUUUCUCAUCUUUUAGCUUCUGUACGAUAGGUAGAAGCAUACUCGUUCGCUAGGCCUCUCCGCCCAUAAUAAUUACCUUCAUAACUAUAAUCAACACACUAUCAAACAAGAAACUAAUCUAAUUUGGAAUUAUUCAUUAUCAAUCGAGGCUGACAUAAUGGCAACUAAUACAAUUCCUAAGACCAUGUUAGCAUGGCAGAAGCAUGCUGGGAGUUCUGUACCAGUAUCGAUCCGGGUUCGCGUUGAAGUCGAUGUCCCUCAAGCGCCUGAGGACGGCUUACUCGUGAAGAUCCAUGCAGCCGGAGUGUGCCAUAGUGACAUCACUCUGUUAGAGAUGGAGCCACAACCACCCAAUCAUUUGAAAAAGUAUACACUGGGCCAUGAAGGUUGUGGCGAAGUUAUCUCUGUUGGUUCCGCCGCCAGCAAGUUUGUACCGGGUGACAUAGUCGCCAUCUUGUCGAUCCCAGGAUGUGGGAAGCACACCUGCCCGGAAUGUACCAGGGGUCUUGAAGCGCUUUGCCAGACUGGCGAACGCUACAGGAUCGGAUACCAUGGCUCGUUUGCCCCAUAUGUUGCCGUUCGAGAAAGAGCCGCAGUCAAACUACCUUCUGGGCUGAGUCCUGUACUCGGGGCAGUUGUAACUGACGCUGUCUUGACUGCAUACGGCGCUACUGUUGAAAGAGCCAACGUUAAGAAAUCAGAUACUGUGUUGCUAUUCGGACUUGGUGGGCUAGGCUUCAAUGCGCUACAGAUUAUACUCAGUAUUGGGGCGAGGGUCAUUGUGGCAGAUAACCGACAGGAAGUGCUCGAUGAGGCUGUCAAAUUUGGCGUUAAGGCCAAAAAUGUAGUUCCGCCCGGAACCAGUGCCGCUGAAUUCGUCACAAGGAACAAGCUGGUCAUUGACAAGACCGUGGACUUUGUUGGUGUUUCAGAUACCUUUAGAGCGGCUAUUGACUCUGUGAGGAUAGGGGGAACUGUGGUGGUGGUCGGUCUUAUAAACCCUCAUCUGUCAUUCAAUUCACGUCCCACAAUACUAAAGGCGGUUGACAUUCUUUUCACCUUUGGAGGAUCAUACACGAGUCUCGAGGCCUCUCUAGACCUCGUCACAAAGGAGAUUGUUAAACCACAGGUCGUAACUAGAGGCAUGCAUGAACUUCCUCAAGCUUUGGAGGAUUUACAUCAUGGAAAGGUGAAAAGUAGAGUGGUUCUUGUACCCGAGAUCCUAGCUUAACCGCUUCUAUUGAUUGAUAGCGUGAUAGGGCUAUAAAGGAAGAAACGGUAAUGAUGUAACCAUCUAGUAGCGUAAAGGUAAUUCUAGCUAUCUUCAGUCCUUUCGACGUCUUUGCUAGUAACAAAGCAGAAUAGUUGCUGUUCAACUGUAUACAUCUGACCUCACUAUCGCUUGUUUUAUCUCACA